GUGUGCGGGCAAGAGCUGUACAGUAAACAAUUCUGAUACGCUUGCAAUGAUAUACAGCAGAACUGCAUGCUAGUGCAGACGUCGCAUGCCGCAUGUGCACGCCUGUCAGUGGAGCCUGGGUGCACAUAGCCAUAUAAGCUGGAGCAGGAGGAAAACAAGCUCACGCGCUUAUUUGGGCUCUCCUCGAGGGACCGUGAUUGCAUGAUGAGAGAGAAGAGAACUGCAGCUAUAAUGAACGAAUGUAAAAUCUACCCCAGAUUUUAGGCAGACAUUGGUGGAUAAAAAAAGAAACUCGGCCAGCAAUGGAGAAUCAGGCGGCGAUGGAGCCGCAGAGCUACGAGGACGUGCGGAAAAGCGGUUAUCUCCGCAAGCAGAAAUCUAUGCACCGGCGCUUUUUCGUUCUCCGGUCUGCCUCGGAGCAGGGCCCGGCCAGACUCGAAUAUUAUGAAAACGAAAAAAAAUUCCGAAGCAAAUCACCGGUCCCAAAGAAAGCAGUGAACCUGGACUCUUGCUUCAACAUCAACAAACGGGCAGAUUCAAAGAACAAGCACAUGAUAGUGCUGUAUACCCGCGGGGAGAGCUUUGCCAUAGCUGCCGACACCGAAGAGGUCCAAAACGAAUGGUACCAGGCCAUGCUGGAUCUACAAUGUAAAUGUAAGACUCCUGAGGAGUGUGGCAGUGCAGGAGACUGUGGACUGCCUUCCCCUGGCUCUGCCUUUAAGGAGGUCUGGCAAGUUAAAGUCUGGCCUAAAGGUUUAGGCCAGGCCAGAAAUCUAGUUGGAAUCUACAGACUUUGCUUGACAGACAAAACAGUCAACUUUGUCAAGCUCAACUCUGAUGUUGCAGCUGUGGUCCUCCAGUUGAUGAAUGUGCGACGCUGUGGCCACUCAGAGAACUUUUUUUUCAUUGAAGUGGGUCGUUCUGCCAUGACAGGCCCUGGAGAAUUCUGGAUGCAAGUAGAAGAUUCGGUGGUGGCGCAGAACAUGCAUGAGACCAUUCUUGAGGCUAUGAAGGCUCUGAGCGAAGAGUUUCGUCAAAGAAGCAAAUCCCAGACUGUUGGUGUGAGCUGUGGAGGAGGAACUGCCUCUAACCCUAUCAGUGUACCUUCUCGACGACACCAUCCAAAUCUGCCACCUUCACAGGUUGGCUUUUCCAGACGUGCUAGAACGGAAACUCCUGGUGUCUCCAACAGCAACACAUCUCCAACUCCACGGCAUGGAUUUUCUAGGUCACGGACAGCCAGCAUUGGGGCUCGCACAGAUGAUGGAGGGGGCAGAGCAACGGCACUCAGCACAAGUCCAAGUCUCAAUGGUUCAUCCUGCUCAACUACCCCAACCCUGAGGCCUAAACCUACACGAGCACCCACUCCAGCAAAGAUCACCCUCAGCCUGGCACGAUACACCCCUAACCCUGCACCUUCCCCAGUCCCCAGCCUCUCAUCCAGCUCUGGUCAUGGGUCAGAAUGUGGUUUGGGUGGAGCUGUCUUUGGAACAAUGCCCAUCUGCACUUAUGCUCGAAUACCU
This is a messenger RNA of Carassius gibelio (silver crucian carp), 1523 nucleotides long. RefSeq names its product insulin receptor substrate 1-like. Gene Ontology annotation, molecular function: insulin receptor binding; phosphatidylinositol 3-kinase binding. The annotation marks the transcript as partial. NCBI's taxonomy places the organism in Eukaryota, Metazoa, Chordata, Actinopteri, Cypriniformes, Cyprinidae. Gene Ontology annotation, cellular component: plasma membrane; cytosol. The transcript has 2 exons. Gene Ontology annotation, biological process: insulin receptor signaling pathway. The record is from RefSeq and is a predicted model, not a curated record.